AUGAAGGCUUUCACUCUCUCUGCGCUGAGCACUCUGUUCGCUGGCUUGACGCUGGCUCAUCCGGUCGACCUUGCCAAACGUACCGGUCGAUUCUCCGAGGUUGAUAUCACCAUUCUGCAAUUUGCUUUGACCCUUGAGCACCUCGAGAACACCUUCUACCGGGAAGCCUUCGCGACCUUCCAGCUUCAGGACUUCCUCAAUGUUGGUUUCGACGAAGAAUUUUUCCUGAACCUUCAAUUCAUUGCCGCUGAUGAAUCUGCCCAUGUGGACUUCCUCAUCGCGGCCAUCCAAUCUGCCGGUGUUGCCCCAGUUCAGCCCUGCCAGUACAAAUUCCCAGUCACGGAUGUUGCCAGCUUUGUGACUGUCAGCGCUAUUUUGGAAUCCAUCGGGACCAGCGCCUACCUCGGGGCUGCCCCGUUCAUCAGCUCCCGGGAAAUCCUCACUGUCGCCGCGAGCAUCAUGGCCACAGAAGGGCUGCACACCAGCUUGCAACGCAGCUCUCUGGGCGCCAUUGGGGCGGCUAACCCAUUCCAGACCUCACUCGACGCCAACUCGGUCUUUACCCUUGCCUCGCAAUUCAUCGUGUCCUGCCCGGCCUCGAACCCACCCCUGCCAUUUACUGCCUUCCCUGGCUUGACGGUCAACGCGCAGCCUUGCUUCAACGAGGUCGGAAUUGCCAGCAGCGGAGGCUUUUCCACCCAGUCGAUCGACUAUGCCACUAUCGUCUCCGCCGUCGCGGCCGCUACCGAGACCGCCACUGCUUCUGUCGCCGAGGUCACUGAUAGCACCACUGUAGAGACCGCCACCGCCACCGAAGCUGCCGAGAUGGCCACCGCCACCGACGCCGCUACGACCACUGAGGCUGCAGAGAUGACCACCACCACCGACUCAACUGCUGCCUAUAGCACUACCGCCGCCGCUGCCAAGCGCAGUCCCCUUGAGGCCCGCGCGUUCGUAUCGUCCUGUCAAGCCCCUGGCGCGGGUUCCCCUAUCCAGUUGAUCCCUGACUUCUCUCAAUCUCGCGGUAUCGACUUCUCCCGGAUCCAGGUCGUCUUCGUGACCAUUGUCUCUGGCCUUCAAGUCGUUUCCAUUCAGGCCGUGUUCGGGUCGGAUGGAUCCAUCAACGUAAUCAUCCCCGGCUCGAUUGGCGGUGGGCAGGUCUUCAUCUUCAUCACCACUGUGGACAUAUCCGGACGGAGUCUGAGCGAUCACGAAAUCUUGUUCGGACCCGCCGUGUUCGAGCGUGAGUUUUUGGUCCAUUCCUGA
Cladophialophora carrionii CBS 160.54 is the source of this 1266-nucleotide messenger RNA. RefSeq lists its product as uncharacterized. The record is from RefSeq and is a predicted model, not a curated record. The transcript has 3 exons. NCBI's taxonomy places the organism in Eukaryota, Fungi, Ascomycota, Eurotiomycetes, Chaetothyriales, Herpotrichiellaceae. The coding region runs from base 1 to 1266 and encodes 421 amino acids.